CCCGCUGACUGGAUCAAAAUACGGAGCAAUCAAUCCAUUAUAGGAUAUAGCACCUCAUGCAACGAUUUAUUGCUCAUGUAAAGGAGUCGAUAUCAGGGGGGGUGAAGAUGGGACGCUGGUGAUAACCACCGUCUAUAAAUUUGCCCCGAUUUCCACCUUGUAAAGACCAGAACAUUCAACUCGUGGUUCUCCAUUGUCUACCUGGGUAUUAUUGUCUAUCAUGCGCUGCUCCGCCAUCUCCUUGGUCCUCGCCGCUUUUAUUGGCGUUGCCCAAGCCAUUCCACAAAGUCAAGGUGAAUCAUCGAAACCACCACCACCCCCACCCCCGGAGCCCGUUCAGGUAAUUGAACUGCCUCUUCCACCUGUUUCCGACAGUACCACGGGCGCUUGUACGCUCAAAAUCAAUGCCAAAGGCACAGGAUGUAUCAACAGGCCACUCGGAACUUUUCAUGCAGGUGGAUUUACUCCAGAUGACAAACAUGUUGUCGUGAACGUGCAAUAUGUCGGAGCUCCACCCGCCCCAGACCCAGCGAGCAUCUACAAUGGCGAGCAUCUCAUUUUGGUAAAGACAGACGGAACCAAAUUUGGGAAUGGAGAUCCUUGGAAGUGUUUGAGCUGCGGAGUGCCUGCGGAAAACGCUCGAUCUGUACAGCAAGACAAAUCAUAUCCACAUGUCUUCCGGAAUGGAAGGAAAGCGAUAUGGGGACUCAAUAUCCUGGAGUGCGGCGGCGCCAAUCUGGAAAGUGAGAGCUGCAAGCCGGAAAACACGUACAUCUAUCCACUUUAUUGGCCUAAUACGGUUGAUGGUGCCGGUCCUGGAGGAGUUCCUCGUGAGCUUAGAGUUCACCCUGACGACAAUCAUCUCGGGUUCAGUUCGUUCACGAAUUUCAAUGGCCAGCUAGGCCAGAUUGCCUACCUCGGUCUCUUAAAGUUUAACCCCAUCCCUGUAUCCGGCGACACUCGCGAUCCGCGCUACGAUAUUGUCGACGUCGACGUUCUGUUUGACCCGAAAGGAAAGGGCAUCAUUUCCGCCGAUGGUACGAAAUUGAUUAUCAACAAUGAGGCUAUCAAUGUAGGAGAGCUUCGAGGAUUCAGCGGGACAGGAGACGAAGUUACCUGCAUUGGUGGCAGUGUUGAGGCUAACAAUAUGGAUGUUUUUGCUGUUCAUCUCAAAACUGGAGCUGUACGUCGCCUUACGAGCCAUCCGGAGUACGUGGAUCCUGUUGCUUUCUCUGCCGAUAACAAAUGGAUUGUUGUUAUGGAUACCCGAGGCUCGAACCGCCUCAUGUGGGCAGCGGCUAUGCGAGGCAUUCCACCUCUGGCGGAUAUGGUGACCGCGGCUGCUACGGCAGCAUCGCGCAACAACCUUCAACGGCGAUUUUUUCAACCAAUCCUCCUCGAUGGUUUCGGUGACCGGGAUCCGUAUUAUGGACAGAGACUCAACCCACACGACGACAAACCUGAAAGCAUUGGUGACCCAAACUGGAAUGGCCGGGCUGACCCUGCCUUUAGCUAUGAUGGCACCAAGAUUGUGUAUUGGCAGGCUCUCGUUGUAAGUCCGUCUUGCGGUGGAGGCAACCCUCUUCCAUGCCCUGCUUCCACAGCUCAGGGAGGUCGGGAGUACCGCCUCAUGCUCGCCACGCUUUCAAGUCGUAAGGCUCAGAAAGUGCCCAAAGUCUUCGAUAUCGGCAAAGGCGUUCCGUGGGCGGUACGCUACAGACCUGGCGAUGCUUUGCCCCGUCGUGAGGGUUUGAAAACUGGAGAAUAUACAUUGAAAGGGCAGGUAUCAGGGAGUGCUGAGGUUUCUAUUACAGCAGCACCCACUGGGGCUAUUCUCCAUGUAGCCGCCACUUACGUGAACUUCAAUAGCGAUGGGAAACAUACUAUCAAUGGUUAUGAGAACAUCACAAAUAUCCCGGAUCCCCAAAAUCGCUACAAGACUGAACUGAUUUGGUUUUCUGAUCUUGUUGGCACAGGUGCUUCUACGUCGACCAAGAAAUCAACCGAAGGAGGGUUUAAGCUCAAUAUUGAGCUCAUGGUAAACAACUUUCAGGCUACUGGGAAAUUGAUUUCGACCGUGGAUGGAGUUUCUUACGAGCCGCCUGCCAACGGGACUUGAGUGAAUGACCAGCGGUCCAGGACCAACCCUUAGGGUGUAUAUACAUGCGUGGAGAACAUGGAGAUACUGUGAAUUAUGAAGCUGUAAUAACGAUAGUAAUAAUCCAAUAAAAGUGUUUGAAUUAAAAAACAGAAAGCUUAUUGUAUUAAGGGGUCGUCUAUACGUGGAGUUGAUUCCUAUUCCAUUGAAAGCCGUACGAAUUCUAUUCCUAUUGUUC
Molecule: messenger RNA, 2336 nt
Organism: Aaosphaeria arxii CBS 175.79
Lineage: Eukaryota; Fungi; Ascomycota; Dothideomycetes; Pleosporales
Product: saponin hydrolase precursor
Exons: 1
Coding region: 221-2119 (632 amino acids)
Source: RefSeq, a predicted model, not a curated record